AUGCCUUGUCUUUACAUCUCCACCAACAUUAACUUAGAUGGGGUGAACAUAGAUCCCAUCUUUUCUGAAGCCACCACUGCUAUCUCCACGAUCAUCGGCAGACCAGAGAAGUUUGUGAUGAUCAUAUUGAAGGGGUCAGUGCCAAUAUCUUUUGAGGGUAACAAAGAACCAGCUGCAUAUGCUGAGAUAGUUUCAAUGGGUGGCAUAGAUUCAGAAGUGAAGAGGAAGCUAAUUAAUACCAUUGGCACCAUAUUGCAAUCCAAGCUAUCAAUACCAAGAACACGAUUUUUUCUCAAAGUCUUUGACACAACACUUUUUCGUAAUAAAUCCAAAAUGUAA
Molecule: messenger RNA, 339 nt
Organism: Abrus precatorius (Indian licorice)
Lineage: Eukaryota; Viridiplantae; Streptophyta; Magnoliopsida; Fabales; Fabaceae
Product: macrophage migration inhibitory factor homolog
Exons: 2
Coding region: 1-339 (112 amino acids)
Molecular function (GO): phenylpyruvate tautomerase activity
Source: RefSeq, a predicted model, not a curated record